AAGGGUUGUUUUCGUAAUAUUAGCACAAAUUCUUGAAACAUAUAUAUAUAUAUAUAAAUAUACAUACCAGCUGGCGGCAGCUAGCACAGUAAGCCACAAUUGCCACAUGAAAAGGUGAUCAGGUCACUGAGUGACAAGCUCCCCUCCCCUCUGAUCCAGUUUCUGACCCUUUGAGUGAAGACUUUGUCGUCUUCUCCUUUGAAAAUCUCCCAUCAUCACAACGCCCCAAAAGAUCUGCAUGCCUCUACUUUUAAUCUAUGCUCUGCUAUAUAUAAAUGAAUAGAAUUGACCCACAAUCCAAAAUCCCCCGAUUAUCAUUAAUUUUUUCCCUAAUUCGUUAUAUAAUCACUCUAUCCAUUUCCCUUUAAUCUUUGACGCAUUAAUUGAUUGUGAGAUCGCGCUCAGUACUCGCCCACAGUCGAUCCGUCGCAGUGUAAUUCCAUGGCAGGUUCCGAGAGAGAUCACUCCCGCUGCUGCUUCACGGAGUGGCUCAACACCCAAGAAUCCGACCUCUCCGAUCUCCUCCGAGCUCAAGCUCAAACCCCACGCGCCGGCACAAUCUCCCCCGCCGACAGACACUCCCUCGCCCAACUCGCCCAGAACAUCAUCGACCACUUCCAAGACUACAUCAACAAGCGAUCUCACUUCGCUCGCCGCGACGCCACUGCCUUCUUCGCCCCCGCCUGGUGCUCCCCCCUCGAGAACUCCCUCCUCUGGAUUGCCGGCUGCCGCCCCUGCCUCUACAUCCGCCUCGUCUACGCCCUCUGCGGCUCCGAGUUCGAGUCCCAACUCGACGAGUUCCUCCAGGGGACUCGGACUGGCAACCUUGGGGAGCUAUCCUGGAACCAGUUCUCCCAGGUGAACGAUCUGCAGAUGAAGACCAUCAGGGAGGAGGACCGGCUGUCGGUCCAGAUGGCCGGCCUGCAGGACGAGGUCGCGGACCAGCCGCUGGCAGUUCUGGCCAACAAGGCGGUCCGAGUGGGCGAACCGAACCGGGAGGUGGAACGGGCACUCGACGAACACGCCCGGGGCAUGGCUCGUAUUCUAGAGGAGGCUGACGAACUGCGGCUGAGGACGCUGAAAGAGCUUAUUAGUUUCCUGACGCCGCUGCAGGCGGUGGAGUUUCUGUUGGCGGCUAAAAAGCUCCAUCUCUCCGUGCGGGAGUGGGGUAAAUCGAGAGAUCAUCUCCAUGGCAGGAGCUCCGAUCCACCAGUUAGCUAAAUAUAUAUAUAUAUAUAUAUAUAUAUAUAUAUAUAUAUUUAUAUUAAUGUGUCAAUGUAAGUUUGAAGGGACUACUCUGUUUGAUCGAGUUGGACAAUCAAAUUUCAUCCAUCGUGUAAAAUGUUAAUAUAAGUAUUUGACGUAGU
This is a messenger RNA of Malania oleifera, 1367 nucleotides long. RefSeq names its product protein DOG1-like 3. Gene Ontology annotation, molecular function: sequence-specific DNA binding. Lineage: Eukaryota; Viridiplantae; Streptophyta; Magnoliopsida; Santalales; Ximeniaceae. Gene Ontology annotation, biological process: DNA-templated transcription. The transcript has a single exon. The record is from RefSeq and is a predicted model, not a curated record. Bases 442 to 1221 code for a protein of 259 amino acids.